AUGGCAUCCUCAGGACCACGACGCUCAGAUCGACCCACCAAAGGACAGCACAGCAGGUUCGCAGCAGCACUGGAAUCAGUCCGUAUCCUGGGUCAGCCCCCUGCUGGAAAUUCGGCCGGUGCAGCUGCUUCCACCACGCCCAGCACUGCAUCUGCAGCAGCCGCCCUCAACUCUGCAUCAGCAUGCCAAUGGGCUGCAACAGCACGGGACGUCGUCUCUUUCUCAUCUCGCGCAGCAACCCACAUCGCCCCUGCAGCAGCAGCAGCCGUCAGCAAGUCUGCAGCAGCAGCAGCCGUCAGCAAGUCUGCAGCAGCAGCCGUCAGCAAGUCUGCAGCAGCAGCAGCCGUCAGCAUCUCUGCAUCAGCAGCAGCCGUCAGCAUCUCUGCAUCAGCAGCAGCCGUCAGCAUCUCUGCAUCAGCCGCAGCCGUCAGCAUCUCUGCAUCAGCAGCAGCCGUCAGCAUCUCUGCAUCAGCCGCAGCCGUCAGCAAGUCUGCAGCAGCAGCAGCCGUCAGCAUCUCUGCAUCAGCAGCCGCCGUCAGCAACUCUCGUUCAGCAGCAGCCGUCUGCACCGCUGCACCAGCAAACCAAUGGGCAGCAGCAUCAGGGCACAUCGGCUCUUCCACAUCACGCGCGUGUGCAGCAUCAGCAUCAGCCCACGUCGCCUCUGCAUCAGCAGCAGCCCUCGUCGCCCCUGCAUCAGCAGCAGCCCACGGCGCCUGUGCAUCAGCAGCAGCCCACGGCGCCUGUGCAUCAGCAGCAGACCUCAUCAGCUCUUGCAUCCCCACUCAGUGGCCAUAUCACGAUGCAGAGGAGGGGAACGAGAUCAUCGACAGUGUUACUCGAGCCGAAUUCGAGGACACGCAAAGGGAGAACCGUGAGUUCCGGCGCCGCCUUAUGGAGUAUGAGAACGAGCGACGCAACAUGCAGCGGGCUGCGGCGAACUCACCGCCCAACAAUGGAGGAGAGGGCAGCAGCAACCCGGCAAACUCCCCCAACAUUGACCCUGCCGAGGAUGCGGCGCCGGAUGGGAGCGGGCAGGCAGGUGCGGGUGGGAACGCAACGCGCAAUGACGGCGUGGCAGCUGCUACUAUGCUGCCGCCGGUCCCCAGCGUCCUUCGUGUGGAGCCGAACCGAAAUGCCAUCCAAAACGCGGUGAAGCUGGCGCACAAGCGAGGCGUCAUACUGGACCUGCAACAACUGUCAAGCAUGCAGCUGACGUGGGCUCACCGCUACGCCGCCGCCUUGGCGGGCGUCCCUGACAUGCACAACGGUUUUAAGGGAGCGGCGAAGCGUGCAGUGGAAAUCAUGUACUUCGAGACGCCCGAUGUCGACCUUGAGUAUUGGACGCCUGCACCUGCCAAGGCUGCGGGACCAUACAGCCCCUUGUGCCCCGUUCUCACCAAGCCCCAACUCCCUUGUGCCACUUCCUUCCCUUUCCAGCAGGCACACCUGCUGGCAACCUGCAGUGCAACUGCCAUAUCUGUGGGUUUCAAGGUGUGGGCCAAGUGCCUCGUUCUAACCAGCCGCUCCCUCUCUUGUGCCCCCACCUUCCCCUUCCAGCAGGCGCACCUGAGGGCAAAAAACCCCAACCGUUGCCGUGGAUAG
Closterium sp. NIES-65 is the source of this 1605-nucleotide messenger RNA. NCBI's taxonomy places the organism in Eukaryota, Viridiplantae, Streptophyta, Zygnematophyceae, Desmidiales, Closteriaceae. The record is from the annotation of a GenBank genome assembly.